This is a messenger RNA of Trypanosoma theileri, 1155 nucleotides long. Its product is annotated as GINS complex subunit 2. The record is from RefSeq and is a predicted model, not a curated record. Bases 1 to 1155 code for a protein of 384 amino acids. Lineage: Eukaryota; Euglenozoa; Kinetoplastea; Trypanosomatida; Trypanosomatidae. Gene Ontology annotation, biological process: double-strand break repair via break-induced replication; DNA replication. Gene Ontology annotation, cellular component: nucleus; GINS complex. The transcript has a single exon.
AUGAGUAGUGAGACACCUACAACUUCUUCAUUCUCUGGUGGAAACCCCACCUCCACAGGCAUCACCACUACAAAGAAUACCAGUAAUAAUAAUAAUAAUAAUAAUAAUAAUAAUAAUAAUAGUAAUCAUCAUCAUAAGGGUAAAAGUGAUAGUUUCACGGCCUAUCACUUUGCCUCUUUUGCGGCAAUGGAAGUAACAGUAACGAUGAUACCGCGGUUCACCAUGCCGCGCGUGAAUACCGCAUUUGGCGGCCGGUAUGGUCCCUUCACACCAAAUUACCCGGUGGAAGUUCCUCUUUGGCUCGCACUUCACAUUCGCCAAACCGACACCUGCACUAUUACACCACCACCAUUUCUUGUGGUUCCAUACUUGCGAGAUGUGUUGGAGCGUGAAAAGGCGAAUGAUGCCACAUUUGAGGCUCUUCCCUUUUAUUUCUUUGAAGUUGUCAAACAAUUGUGUGAGAACAGUGCGGCUGCGGAGGAUGUCCCGCAGGUUUCAGAAGUUGUUCGUUUAGUGGCGGAAGUAAAGGCGACGCGGCGGCGUAAACUGCAGCGAAGUAUGGCUGUGUUUGAGGCGGAGGGUUCGCCGGUGUUUAUUCCCGGCAUUAAACUCACAAAUAUCGUCCAUCACGAACUCGAAUAUCUCCGCGCCUCUUUUGCGGUGGUGUUGCGCCAAGCCGCGGAGAUGCACCGCCGCCGUGAACACCGCGUGGGGGCUCCACUCGAGCAACAAUACACGCCCGCCCGCAGUAGUAAUAGUAAUAAUAGUGGGAGUGCUGUUCACAUCCAUACAAGAAUGGGAAUGGGCAUCAGUACAGAUGGAAGCGGGAGUGGAAUGGAAACACCAUCCAUCACGACCACAACACAACAUAGUGGAGAGGAGAUGUUAACAACAACAACAGCAACAACAAUGGAGCGGGGGAGAAGAACUACUACCACAACAAUGACAACGAGUAUGAGUAUGACGGAACAACAAUAUCAACAACAACAACAACAACAGUCGGAAGUGGAAUCCACAUUGUUUAGUCAAACCCCAACAGGAGCAACGGGAACGAGUGUUUCCUCCGUCACAGAUGCCACAGACACAUUAACAAACGUUACAGUGGACGCCUUAUCUCCACCAGUGAAGAAGCGACGUACACUUCGACAGACAUAA